Perkinsus marinus ATCC 50983 is the source of this 475-nucleotide messenger RNA. RefSeq names its product ribonucleoside-diphosphate reductase small chain, putative. The annotation marks the transcript as partial. The record is from RefSeq and is a predicted model, not a curated record. Gene Ontology annotation, molecular function: oxidoreductase activity. The transcript is spliced from 5 exons. Gene Ontology annotation, biological process: deoxyribonucleotide biosynthetic process. Lineage: Eukaryota; Perkinsozoa; Perkinsida; Perkinsidae.
GUACAAGCAACACGAGGCAUCGUUCUGGACAGCUGAGGAGAUAGAUUUAGGUCAAGACUUGAGGGAUUGGGAAACUCUUACUAAGAAUGAACAACACUUUAUUAAGAAUAGUGCGGUAAACGUGGAAAGGGAGUUCAUCACCGAUGCCCUUCCUGUUGGGCUUAUCGGGAUGAACGCUGAGCUGAUGGGACGAUAUAUAGAGUUCGUCGCGGAUCGAUUGCUAGUGGCCCUGGGGUAUGCAAAGAUAUAUAAUAGUGCUAAUCCAUUUGAUUGGAUGACGAUGAUUUCGUUACAGGGAAAGACGAACUUUUUCGAGAAGAGAGUUGGAUUUGCAUUUUCUUCGGGGAAAAGUAGAGGCUUAUCGCGGUCCAGUAGGAGAGGCUUUGAUCGCAUCGUUUUGGAGAUUGAUUUUGGAGUCGCCAAUGUGUCUACGCGAAAUUCGGCGAAUUUGUCUAACACGUCAACGAGCAAUUGA